AUGUGUGACCAGCAGAAGCAGCCACAGUUCCCCCCAUCUUGUGUGAAAGGUUCAGGAUUGGGAGCUGUACAGAGUACCAAAUGUACCUCUGUGAAAUGCCCAGCUCCAUCCCAGACUCAAGCCUGUGUGAAAUGCCCAGCUCCAUGCCCGACUCAAACAUAUGUGAAAUGUGUAACUCCUUGCCAGACUCAAACCUAUGUGAAAUGCCCACCUCCAUGCCCAACUCAAACCUAUGUGAAAUGCCAAGUUCCAUGCCAGACUCAAACCUAUGUGAAAUAUGCAACUCCUGGCCAGAUGUAUGUGAAAUGCCCAGCUCCAUCCUAUGUGAAAUGCCCAGCUCCUUGUCAGACAUACAUGAAGUGCCCAGCUCCAUGCCAGACAACCUAUGUGAAGUGCCCAGCCCCCUGCCAGACCCAGGCAUGCUAUGGCCAGGGCCCUUCUCCUGGCCAGACCUACUACGUUCAGGCUCCUGCAAGUAGCUCGACCACCUCAUGCCGUGUACCUGAUCCAUGCUCUGCACCCUGUUCCACCAGCUACUGCUGCCUGGCUCCCCGGACCUUCGGGGUGAGUCCCCUGAGACGCUGGGUCCAGCGACCCCAGGACUGCAGCUCAGGAUCAUCUGGCUGCUGCGAAGAUUCUGGGUGCUGCAGCUGUGGGGGCUGUGGUUCUGGGUGCUCCUGUUUGGGGAUUAUCCCCAUGAGGUCCCGAGGUCCUGCGUGCUGUGAUCGUGAGGAUGACUGCUGCUGUUAA
This is a messenger RNA of Odobenus rosmarus divergens (Pacific walrus), 750 nucleotides long. It is a transcript of the gene KPLCE, whose product is annotated as chromosome unknown open reading frame, human C1orf68. The record is from RefSeq and is a predicted model, not a curated record. Bases 1 to 750 code for a protein of 249 amino acids. Lineage: Eukaryota; Metazoa; Chordata; Mammalia; Carnivora; Odobenidae. The transcript has a single exon.